AUGGUGCCAGUCUUUUCCCAACCUAGUAGGCCAAUCUUCGAUACGUUGAAGUCGUUGGAUAUCCCGGUGCUUCUGUUUACGGAGUCUGAAGAUGAGACCUCCCAAAUGUCGACUGUGAUAACCCAGGUGGCCGAUAAGCUUCACGACAGGUUUUUGGUGGCGACCACCACUGACCUGACCUUGGCUGAAGAAGUGGACGCCCAGCCACCUUUUGUGGUUGUCUGGAAUUCCCUCGACGAAGUAAAGCCAGUAUAUCACGGCAAGCUUGAAACGGGACGUAUCCUCAAAUUCGCAGAAAAAGCCUCGACGCCGGUAGUCGGCAGGCUGGACUUGCAGUCUUAUAUUGAGCACACUCAGUCUGGUUUGCCCCUCGCUUUUAUCCUGGCCGAGACCGACAAGGAGAGGAAGGCCAUCGCCGAAUCACUGAAACAAGUUGCUCUCACAUACAAAGGCAAAAUCAACUUUGUUACUCUCGACACAACCCAGCUGUCCUUUUUGCUCGAGCCGCUUGGUGUGGACUCGACACGCCUACCUGCCUUCGCUGUACAUCGUGGUGACAACGAUGAGGUGUUUGUAUAUGACCAGCACCGUCAGAUCAACAGGAGAGACAUUGAGAUCUUCAUCCAAAGGACACUGAAUUUGCUGGUCAAGGAACUGUGA
Messenger RNA from Fonsecaea erecta, 660 nucleotides. RefSeq lists its product as hypothetical. The transcript has 2 exons. The coding region runs from base 1 to 660 and encodes 219 amino acids. The record is from RefSeq and is a predicted model, not a curated record. Lineage: Eukaryota; Fungi; Ascomycota; Eurotiomycetes; Chaetothyriales; Herpotrichiellaceae.